This is a messenger RNA of Opisthorchis viverrini, 2851 nucleotides long. RefSeq lists its product as hypothetical. The annotation marks the transcript as partial. The transcript has 2 exons. NCBI's taxonomy places the organism in Eukaryota, Metazoa, Platyhelminthes, Trematoda, Opisthorchiida, Opisthorchiidae. Gene Ontology annotation, cellular component: nucleus. The record is from RefSeq and is a predicted model, not a curated record.
AUGUUGGUGAGUUAUCCGGAGUUACGACGGGAUCCAGGACCUAUGACAACUUCAACGCCGAACAAAGAGCUCACUACCAAUGAAAGAAUGAUACACAGGACAAUACCCAAUGGAAACGGUUAUCCUGGUGCUCAGGUGAACGGACAGACUGAAAAUUCUCAUAGUUGUCCUACCUCACCAGUCGAUAGUUCAGCUCACCUUCUCUCCACUCCCAUCAGAGAGCCGGAAGUAAGCAGUUCCAGUUCUUUCGCUACCGACGGUAGGGAAGGCACCAUGGCUCCAACGAUGAACUCUAAUCAAUCACUCACGAAACCAGUGGUAACGCAAACGGACUCCCUGCAAACAACGAAGUCUGGACAUAGAAACCUCAGACGCAAGAUGCCUCAGGAGACUAGCAGCCUAAAGCAGCGUCUUAUACUUGCGUUGGCUAACAUGAUACCACACAGGGAGAGUCUCACCUUACGCCUGCUAAUAAAUUAUACCAUUGAUGAUCAGAAUAGCGAAUGUCUUGUAAUCGAUGAAACAUUAUGUCGAGGAUCACCGUCACUUGAAAAACAAGCCAGACUGGAAGACACCACUCACUCGGACUCCGGCUGUGCUGCAGACGAUGAAGAGCAGGAACCGAAACGAAGACAGUUAAGUAGACCGUCCAGAGAGACCCAUGUUUUGGAUCUGUCAGUGCAUUCUGACAGGGACGAACUUGAAUUAGAGGAAGCGAUGAACACGGAGCCGGAGGAUCCUGCUGAAGAAGACCAUACAGAUUCACGAGACAGUUCUCCAUCUGCUCUCGGAACGGAGAGUCUCACCUUACGCCUGCUAAUAAAUUAUACCAUUGAUGAUCAGAAUAGCGAAUGUCUUGUAAUCGAUGAAACAUUAUGUCGAGGAUCACCGUCACUUGAAAAACAAGCCAGACUGGAAGACACCACUCACUCGGACUCCGGCUGUGCUGCAGACGAUGAAGAGCAGGAACCGAAACGAAGACAGUUAAGUAGACCGUCCAGAGAGACCCAUGUUUUGGAUCUGUCAGUGCAUUCUGACAGGGACGAACUUGAAUUAGAGGAAGCGAUGAACACGGAGCCGGAGGAUCCUGCAGAAGAAGACCAUACAGAUUCACGAGACAGUUCUCCAUCUGCUCUCGGAACGUUACUACCUGGUAGUGCAUCAACAACUACUACUGAGGCGAUCGAUACGCACGCUCUAAUUAAAAACUUUCCCUCAGGUCCAACUGCAUCACUGAAUCCACUGUUAAUCCCAAAUCUCACUUCUGGACAGUCCAACAUGCCAGCAAUCUUUACAACUUCGAGUCUUCCUUUGGUUGAUUCCUCGGUUUUGGCUCUUCUUCCUUUGCUUCAACAGCAGCAGCAGCAACAACAACACCAACAGCAACAACAGCAACAUCAGCAACUUCAAAAUCGUCUGCUUGGACAGACAAGACUCUUCCCCCAGUCAGAGCCAAAUAUGUCAAGCACACCAGUAGCUUCACUACCCGCUGAAACGGCGGAAACGAUCUUGUUCAAGGAAUUUCAGGCAUUGCUGCAAGGUAACAGCAACAACCUCUUGUCAUCCGCAACAACAGUGGCAACCCCAACGUACACAACUGCUCUUAAUGGAAUUGUCAAUAAUAAAGUUACAGUCAUGAAGUCGACCGAACCGGUUCCCUGUGUAUCGAACACUACCUCUGUGAAUCUGUUGAACACAUCUCUCCACAAUCCUGUUAGCAGUACCCCAUCCCUAGUCAGUUUCCCACUUUUUAAUGCAUUUACCCCAGAUCAGCUAACCGCCGUUCAAGCUCUACUUCCACCAGGACCCUUCGUGAACAAUUCAGCGUCAGCAGCUCCUAAUCUGGCCUCGUUGAAUUUGGGAUCAGCCACGUUGUUUAAUUGGAAAGACAGGCAGGUUGGCCUGGAAACCUUAGGUGUCGUACCAGCCUCCACCAACAGACAACUCACGCAACCGGUUGCAAACCUGUUAAACCACAUCAGCGUACCACAGGCCACUCCAAUCUCAUUACGCGCCCUAUCCACUCUGUCUCAGCUGUUCAACGCCAAUGUGGACCAGAGUGCGUUGAAGAACAAAAAUACUUCCAACGACAACGAAUCAAAACUCACCGCGAACUCACCAACCACCGGUGCAAGCGAACGAAAGCCUGGGACUCAGCUUCUCGACCCUUCGUUCACCGGCACAACUGCGAGGCCACCCAAUGUGACCAUAGUCACACCCUCUCGAGACAUUGGAAUCACGCAGCCACAGACUGAUAGUCUGGUUCCGGUGUCUGAACAAGACUUGGGCGAUAGUAGCCCAUUGAGCGUGAACAAUUCGGCAGGCACCAAUGGGGGCUAUAGCUCAAACCAAUUCAUGUUUGGUCGUCGUCUGGCUCAUACGCGACGCUUUAUCUGCAACCAGUGUCGAAAGAACUUUGCUUCUCUGGCCGAACUGAAUCGGCAUACUUUAGAGGCACAUACUUCAUUCAAGUGUACCAUCUGUUCCGCACAUUUCACUCAGCGUUCAAAUCUCCAACGUCAUUCGUUGAAGCACGUGGGUUUCAAGCCGUUUACAUGUAAUCUGUGCAAUAAGGAAUACUACAGGAAGGACCAUUUGGUACGUCAUAUUGAAGUGACACAUCCGAACCACGACCCAAAAAUGAAUAUCACCGUACACUUGACAUCCUCCGAAUGUUUGGACUAUUUAGACCGAAUUCAUGCUGGCAGAGCAUCCCCGUCUUCGGAAAACCCCGAUGAAUCAUAUGAGCACGCUCCCGAAGCCACAGACAUUCCGGAAGGCGAGGAAUUAAAAAGUGAGGGACCGAUGGUAGAAUCGUGUGAAGACAAUCUGGACGAUGCGGUGACUCAAU